This is a messenger RNA of Dissoconium aciculare CBS 342.82, 855 nucleotides long. RefSeq lists its product as uncharacterized. NCBI's taxonomy places the organism in Eukaryota, Fungi, Ascomycota, Dothideomycetes, Mycosphaerellales, Dissoconiaceae. The record is from RefSeq and is a predicted model, not a curated record. The transcript has 2 exons. The coding region runs from base 31 to 648 and encodes 205 amino acids.
CCACCAACACCACCUCCAUCACCUUUCAAAAUGAAGUUCUCCACUGUCCUCGCCCUCAUGGCCACCGGCGUCUCCGCCCAAUUCUACAACAUCACCUCCGCGCCCUUCCAGCUCGUCGUCAAGACCAAGGGUUACGCCACCAACCCCUACGCCGGCGCCGUCCUCACCGCCUGCCACGCCGGAGCCGCCAUCGAAGCUCUCUGCAUCUUCGACCAGGCCAACAAGACCGUUGCGAACUACAACACCUUCCGCUUCAACACCUCGAUCUACUCCUCGCAGCAGGACAACACCUACGGCGAGCAGGGCGCCAUCACCUGGAUUCUGCCCUCCGCUGGCGGAGAAGGCUACUCCAACCCGCUCAAGUUCGUCUACAACACCGCGUCCAACGUCGCCCUGCCCCUCAUCGAGCCCGUCAACGACCCCACCCUCGUCUCCUUCAACCCGCAAGACGGCCGCCUGAGCGUGCAAUCCUACAUCGACGACAGCGUCAGCCCGAUCGCCGUCGGCCAGAAGGCCUACUACCGCUGGGCGAUCUGCAAGAUCAACUACUCCGGCUACCAGUACGUCGCGCUGAACUGGAUCCAGGGCAGCGGCAAGGCGCAGAACCCCAGCUGUGUGGAGGUCGACAUCGUCAGGAAGUUCAUCUAGAGAGGAGAGGGAUUUCGAUGAUGAAUUUCGGAUUCUUUUGAUUUUCUCGGAUUGAGGAGCUGUGGUGGGAAAGUGAGGCGGAGGAGAUGAAGAAGAUGAUGAUAAUGGAGGAAGGAGUGCGUUGUUAAGGAUUUACUACCAUGGAUGUUUUGCAUUGUGGCGCGAUUUAUACAUGAACAUGAUUUAAUAACACAUGAAGAAAAGUCA